AUGGAAUGUGGCCAUUUCUCUGCAUUUACCACCCGACAAGUGAAGAUUAAACGAGACCCUGUCUAUGGUUUUGGAUUUGUAGCAGGCGGUGAGAAGCCUGUGAUAGUACGAGCUGUGGCACCAGGCGGUCCAUCGGAGGGCAGACUCAUCCCAGGCGAUCAGAUUCUAGCCAUAAAUGAUGAGUACGUCAGCACUGCCCCGAGGGAAAGAGUCAUAGACCUUGUAAGAAAUGGCAAGGACUCCAUUAUUCUGACUGUCCUGCAGCCUUAUCAAUCUCCGAAAUCUGCCUUCAUCAGUGCAGCCAAGAAAGCACAGCUUAGGACAAACCCUGUCAAAGUUCGAUUUUCUGAAGAGGUUACAAUCAACGGAAACAGUUCUGAUCCUAUGAAAGAGGAAACUCUAAUGUUGAUCUCAAACGUGCUGAAUGUAUAUCUGGAAAACGGCCAGAUGAAAUCGUUCACCUUUGAUAGCAGAACAACUGUGAGGGACGUGAUUCUCACACUACAGGAAAGGUUGUCUCUCAGGUGCAUAGAACACUUUGCACUGGUGCUGGAGGUGGGCAAUGAAGGUCCAGAGAAGAAACUUCUUCUUCUACAUGAAGCAGAGACUCUGAUACAGGUUGUGCAGCGCAGUCAUUUUAAUGCCAUGAAAUGCAUCCUCAGAAUCACCUUUUUUCCAAAGGACCCAGUUGACCUACUGAGGAGGGACCCAGUGGCAUUUGACUACCUAUAUGCUCAGAGCUGCAGUGAUGUGAUGAAAGAACGAUUUAGUGGCGACUUAGCAGAAAAUAUAAUGCUGAAAUUGACUGCGCUGCAUAUCUACAUCACAGUCUCCAGUGCAAGAACCAAUCAGAAGAUCACCCUCAGAAACGUUGAGAAGGAAUGGGGACUAAAGCUGUUCCUGCCACCAUCUCUUCUGAUGUACAUGAAGGAAAAGCAUGCAAGGAAAAUCCUCUCACAUCACCUCAAAGCAACACAAGCUCCAGGUCCUUUAGGCAAAAAGAUUUCUACAGUACAAGCCAAACUGCAGUAUCUGCGAAUCCUGAAUGAGCUCCCAUUGUAUCCAGGAGGACUUUUUAACUCUGUUGUGCUGGAUGCAAAGCAAUCAGAAAUGACUUUGCUAGUUGGGCCACAGCACGGCAUCAGCCACGUUAUAGACCUGAAAACAAAUCUCACCACUAUCUUAGCAGAGUUUGGCCGAGUGAACCGAAUUCAGUUGUUCAAAGAGAAGGAGAACGUGGCUCGGGUUGAGCUAACCAUCUCAGAAACUAAGCCUAUUGUGUUGCUGAUGGAGUCAACAGAAGCUGUAAAUUUUGCUUGCCUGAUAGCAGGUUAUUACAGAUUAUUUAUUGAUGCAAAGAAGAUGAUAUUUUGUAGCGCCAAUAUGCAACCUCAAGUGAACAAGGCAGACUACAGAAAUAUACCGAACAUUCUGCAACCAGAAUGGACUAUUUCAUCAUCAGGUCCCAUUCUAAAACCUGAGGGAAGAGGUACAAGUUGCCCUCACAAUCUUCCACACCACAUUGAGUCGCAGACAGCACAUAAUCAGAUGGCAAACCCCCCAGAGUCCAAUCUGGUAAGAUUUCAAAUUUUACAAAUGCAAGAAAGAAAAAAGGUAUUUGAAAAUCAAAUCAAUAUUAAUGAAAACUUCAUCUUCUUUGAGGAGUCAAGACCAAGGACAAAGUCUGACCCUACACCAAAUACAUCAAAAACAAGACAGAGCAAUUCUGACAUCAGGAGUCUUUCUGGGCAGCAAGGAUUUCUGAGCAGGGGAAGAGCAAACACACUGGACGGACACAUGAAAAUGGCAAUUGCUUAUACAACAGACUAUCAUAACUGUAUCUGUCCAAAACUCCCAAUGCAGCCAACAAGAGUGAAUAGUACAAAGCUCCUUCCCAUAAUAAUCAAGGAAAAUGAUGACUUGCUUUGUGAUGCUUGUAAAGUCAGAAUGAGGGGUAAUAUUAUUCCCAAAGGAAGCAGUACAGAUAAGUGUUUAAACUCUUGCAAUUACCAUGAUGACGUGGUUGACCUGACAACUCUCCCUCUGCCGGGAAGCGAUGAGGAACAAGAAGAAUGCCAUUCUCUACUUCCUACACUGGCUGCCCCUCCACCUGGUUUCAGGGAUAAUAGUUCUGAUGAAGAUGACUCUAAACGAAGGACCACUCAAAAUCUAGCUUCCAGUCGACAGCCUUGUGAUGUACACUUCAAUGAUAUCCCAGUGUCUCUAAUCGACGGUGUUCAAACAAGGACUGUCAGACAUCACGCCCAGGAACUUGAUGAUGCUCUGGUUUCCACACUACAGGCCCUGGAAGCUUUAGCUGCAGCUGAGGACUGUCCACGUACUCAACCACAAGAAGGAUCAGGUUUGAUUGUAUUGGCAGCUAUGACACCAGAGUCAUCACUGGAUUCUGGCCAUGAAACAAAUUCCUCAGAAAUGACGGAUAUCUCUGAAAUGGUCUCAGCAAUAAAACAGCACCAUUUACUUGCUUAUCAGGGAAAUAAAUCUGGUCUAAUUAUGAAAAAGGAUCUUCCCUUGAGUGCUGUUAGAUGCUGUGCACAAGCUGCUUUCAGAGGAGUUCCAUGUCCGAAGAGAUAUUUCCAAGAAGCAAACACUUCAUCUGCAAUUACUUCAUCUAAGCAGAAUCCUUUGUCAAGUUCAAUUAGACUCAAACCUAGUCACAUGACUGGAUUUUGCACAGUUCACAUGCGACCUCAGGUAUUUGGUCAUUCUAAUGAAACCACAAGUAGGCCAGAAAAUGUUAUUUUAAAGCCUCUCCUUCAGCAGAAUUGUCCACGAUGUCCAAAAACAAUAGAAGACCAAAUGUCCAAACAACAAACAAUUCAACCUAAAGAAAACCUUCCUAAAAUCCUGACAUGUCCCAAUGAGGUAAUUCAGAAUGUAGAUGAUGAUAAAGCAUGUGUUAAGCAGUUAUUAAGUAGAAGGAACUCUGGAAACAGCUCCAGAAUUACAAGCCCUGAAAUCCAUCAAGAAAAUUCAUCAAGCUAUGGCUCAACAAACAAUACUUCUCCUCCAGUUUCUAAGUAUAUAGACGGCUGUGCUAAGUGUGAUGCUUCAAAAAAUGAGUAUUUGAAGUAUGAAGGCAGCAUGCCGGGAAACCCUAGACCAUGUGAAUGUCAUUUGCUGAAGACCGAGGCAAGGCAAGUAGACUCUCAGGCCCACCGAACAAAUGUCUUCCAUACUUGCACACCAAAGAACAAUGAAGUGGCUUAUGUCAAAGACAGCAACAGGAAGUAUCAGCCGACAGGUAAGGAAAAUUCAGCAUUAUUCAAUGACAAUCUUAUAGAUUUGGCGGAUGUUCCAGAUGGUCAAAAGAAUGAUUAUACCAAAACAGAGAAAGAAUGCCAACCAAUGAGGACUAGUUCCCCAAGUCCAGGCUGUUAUCACAGUCCUUACAGAUAUCCAUCUACCACUUUAGGACCAGAUAACAGCACAGUACAGCAAGAUAAUGCUGAAAAGAUGAAAUAUCAGGGACACCCAUGUUCUUGUAAAGCUAAUAUCAGUUCAGAGAAAAGUGCUGGCAUUACAAUGUGCUGCAAGCCUUCCAGUAUGUGUGAUACUGCAUUGCCGCCACAUGUCUCAUCAUCUCCUGUGACGGAAAAUGUCUUUGAUGCCAAACAGCACACUUCUCUUAUUCCUGAUAAAGUUAAAUUACAAAAAGGCUCCUUACUGAACUUUAAGAAUCUCUUCUCAGCUACUUUUCCAGCAAGAUUUAAGAGAGAAAGUGAUGAGAGGCAGGAGCAACUUCAGAAGGUGAAACAAUAUGAACUCGAAUUUCUUGAAGAAUUACUGAAGCCCAAAACCAAAGUUGACGUAUUUGCAGAAGAUUAUGUUCAUCACAAAGGAUCCAGUCAUUGCUCUUAUCAGAUCAAAAGCAGUCCAGUUGGAAAUAUUCCAGGUCUAUCCAGGGAACGUCGUCGUAGCUGUGAUUGUAAACGUCGAGGACUGACUUGUGAUUCAGUGUGUUUUCCAUCAAUCCCUAAUACCCUAGAUUCACAAAGAGCAGAUCGAGGCAAAGGCCCUUGUGUUCACAAGCAGCCUAAAACCAGUGUUGCCCCUCCUGCACCAAAUAUCAAUACCAAACAAAAAGCCAUUCGAAGGCGGACAAGUCUAGAGUACAGUGACUAUAGAGCUGAACAGCAGCCUGGUGUGCUCUGCAUGAUGGCACGCGGUGACUGUCUGAAAGUGCCUCAUGAUAAGAAACUGGAGCGACAUCAUAGUGCCACCAAUAUAGUCUCUGAGGCGGAAAUAAGUGAAAUAACAUCGCAGGCUUCGGAAAACAGUGCAUCUAUGGCCACAUCUAAGACUGAAGAAACCAGGAAUGUAGAAAAGGAGAAAGAAUUUAUGAGAAAAGCUCUCAAAAGCCAGUGCCGGGAACCACCCCAGUCCCCAGCAAUUUUCUCUGUUCAGGGAGAAUUCAAACCAUCAAAGUCAAUGCCACUUUUAAAGGGGGACAUGGGUGGCAAUAACCGAUGCUGUUCUUUUAGAUAUUGUUUUUAUUAUAGAAAUUGUGAUGUUGCUGAUGACAGCAGUGAUAAAGAUGAACUUUCAUAUUCAGUACCAAUGCAGCUUCUUCCUGAUCUGAGGUCUGACAGUUCAGUGACACUCAGUGAAACAUUAGCUAAAACUUAUCAAACAUCAGAAAGAAAUGUUUCCAAUGGAUGUGAGGACAAUGUACAACAGGAAUCAGUACUGCAUGAUAUGGGACUAGAUAACAUAACAAGAAUCAAUGCCCUGCGGAAUAGUGUCUAUACGUUACCAGAUGGCUUUGUCGCUGCACAGAAGGAUACUAGCGAACUGUUAUCUAUCUUAAGGCAAUGCACGACAAAUCGCGGAAACCAUGAUGCAAAACUUUACAUUUCACACCUGGAUGAAUAUAAACAGACACUCACACUUAAGUUUAAAGAGCUGCGAACUGCAUGUAGGAGAGUGGCGGCAGUAGACAAAAGCCCAUCACGCAUGCUUUCAGCUAUCUCAACCAGCUUUCAAGUAUUAUGCGGCCUCAUUGAAGCUUUUGUGCACUUGGUUUAUAUCGUGCGAUCGGAAAGGCAAUGCAGAGAACUCCUCUCUAAAGUGGAGGAGGUGGUCAUCAAUUAUACAUUUUUGCUCAGAGCAGCAGAAGAAUCAUCCAGUAAGACAUCUCAUCACUUAAAGCAAUCAGCCUCUGUAACUACAGCAGUAAACACAUUUACUCGUUCAAUUAAAACAUUAAUGAACAAAUAA
Molecule: messenger RNA, 5241 nt
Organism: Hypanus sabinus (Atlantic stingray)
Lineage: Eukaryota; Metazoa; Chordata; Chondrichthyes; Myliobatiformes; Dasyatidae
Gene: frmpd3
Product: FERM and PDZ domain containing 3
Exons: 15
Coding region: 1-5241 (1746 amino acids)
Biological process (GO): signal transduction
Cellular component (GO): cytoskeleton
Molecular function (GO): protein binding
Source: RefSeq, a predicted model, not a curated record